UUUUGUAAACAUUGCGAUGGUUACGUGUUACGGAGUAAUGCUCGUUGCGCGUUACCUAUGUGUGUUACGUGGAUGGCAUGGAACGUGGCGCUAUGGUAGACAAUCGUAGACUUGAUUGAUAGAAAGUACGCGGCAAUAAAAUAUUUUUAAGGCAGGUGACCGUCCAGGAUGCAGCUGCUGUGCGCGGUGCAGCAGUACCACUGGGGGAAGCUGGGCAGCGCCAGCCUGGUGGCGCGGCUGGGGCGCGCCAACGACCCCCGGCUGGCGGUGCGCGAGGAGAGCCCCUACGCGGAGCUGUGGAUGGGCACGCACCCCAGCGGCCCGGCCGUGGUGCGCGCGACGGGCGAGGCCCUGGGCGGCUGGCUGCGCCGGAACCCGUGCAGCCUGGGGGCGCGCGUGCUGGAGCAGUUCGGGCAGGACCUGCCCUUCCUGUUCAAGGUGCUGUCCGUGCGGCAGGCUCUCUCCGUGCAGGCCCACCCCGCCAAGGGACAUGCAGAGGAGCUCCACCGUCUUCGACCUGACUUGUACAAAGACCCGAACCACAAGCCCGAACUGGCCGUGGCUCUCACCCCGUUUCAAGCGAUGUGUGACUUCCGCCCGGCCAAGGAGAUCAGGAGCUUCCUGCAAAAUAUCGCAGAACUGAGAGAAGUUGUUGGUGAGGACGCAGCGUCCAGAUUCGUGACGUGUGAUGAAGCAGGUCAGCAGGAGGCUCUGAAGGCUUGUUUCUCUGCUUUAAUGAUGGCAAGCAGCGAUUGUGUAGCCUCUCAGCUCACUUGUCUGAUCAAGCGGGUUUCUACACUUGGUGAAGCUGAUCGCAACUUUGUUCUGGCACCUUUGCUGGAAGAGCUGGAGUCCCAGUUCCCAGGAGAUGUCGGCUGCUUCGUCAUCUACUUCCUGAAUGUGAUGACGCUGCAGCCGGGUGAAGCGUUGUUCCUGGCCCCCAACGAGCCGCAUGCCUACCUGUCUGGAGAUUGCGUGGAGUGCAUGGCAUGCAGCGACAACGUGGUACGAGCGGGGCUGACGCCCAAGCACAAAGACAUUAAAACUCUCUGUGAGAUGCUGACUUACAAUUGCCAGCCAGCAGCAGAUAAGUUGUUCGUACCCAGUCGUGAAGACGACUGCACGCAAGUUUUCCUUCCUCCGGUUUCAGACUUUGCGGUGGCCCACAUAAAUGUUACUCUGCCCAAGAAGCGGUACGCUCUGCGACAGAGGUCGACAGCCUCCAUACUCCUGGUGGUGGAAGGGAGUGCUUCGACGAGUGACCCUGAGCUGCUCCUGAGCCCCGGCUCGGUCGUCUUCCUCCCUGCUUGCGCGGAGCUGUCGGUGCAUCCGACCGGCGACGUCGCUCUCGACAUAUACCAGGCCUUCGCCAAUGUCUAGGCACUUCAGCGGCUGUUCGGAAACAUCUCCUCCAUAAUCAAUUGUUUCUUCUGCAAACCCCUCUUUUUUGUGAGUUUGAAUUUAUGCACAUGCACUGUAAAAAUUAUUAUUUUUUUUAUGAAAUAUGUUAAAAUUAAUUGGUUUGUUGCUGUUGUAGUAGUAUUGUUUUCAGUUCUGUCCACCUUUGAAGUUUUUUUUAUAGUGUUGUGCUGGAGCAGUACAGAUUUGUAGUGUUGGUCAAGUGCCAGAAUAACUUGACACCCAGAUCUUUUUCCUUUUUUUAAUAAAAGGAGAUGUGCGAUAGAAUAGGCCAGUAGUGGUAUUUAAGACCAACAACACAUUAAAACAACAUCCAAUUAAUAUUUUUUUGCAUUACUGGUACUAGUGAUCGUGGAAUGAGAUAGGAAUUUGAGAGGAAGAAAUCUUUAAAUCUCUUGAAGUUACUCUUAAUUGCAUGUGUCCUCAAACCAGCUCAAAUGAUACCUUGAUGACGUGUGUAACUUUGAUGUUAUUUUCAUCAGACUUCAAACAAGGUGAUAAAGCAUUAGAUACUGAGAAAGCCCAAUCAUCCAUGUACAUAUUGUUAUGUAAACCACAAUAGGGAAUGCAGUUAAUACAAAGAUUUUCAUGCCUAUCUCAGUUUAUUGAAACUUACAUUUUCUGUUGUCAAAAGUGAAUUCUGUGUGUGAAAACUGAAAGAUUGUGUUCCUAUUUUACUAACCAUAUAAAAGAAUAAUUGUGAAAUACAUGUGUGUUUACAUUGAUAAUAAAGAACUAUAAUUUUUAUAGAUCGCUGUGUUGUAUUU
Molecule: messenger RNA, 2186 nt
Organism: Bacillus rossius redtenbacheri
Lineage: Eukaryota; Metazoa; Arthropoda; Insecta; Phasmatodea; Bacillidae
Gene: Mpi
Product: mannose-6-phosphate isomerase
Exons: 7
Coding region: 169-1380 (403 amino acids)
Biological process (GO): carbohydrate metabolic process; GDP-mannose biosynthetic process
Cellular component (GO): cytosol
Molecular function (GO): zinc ion binding; mannose-6-phosphate isomerase activity
Source: RefSeq, a predicted model, not a curated record